UAUUUAAGAAAAUAUGAAACAUGUCUGCUUCAUGCUAUUAUACCACAAACACAACUUGUUUCAAUGGUUUCUCUCUUCUCCACACCUUACUAUAUACCUUUUCUGAUUCUCUCCAGCAAAUUUCCAGCUUCCAUGAUCAAGGAAAUAUCUCACCUUCCUUUUUUGCAAAAUAAUUAUUUUUCUCAUUUCAUCAAAUACUUUUCUUGCCUUUUCUCUUUGGUUUGGUGGGUUCCCCAUUGACCAUGGCAACUGAAGCUUCCAUGAAUAAUAAUAACCAAGGAGCUAGCACCAUUGAAAAUAGAGAUGAUAUCUCAAUUCAAAAGGGUGUGGCAUCAUCUGAAAUAACUGAGGAACUCCCAAGUGGACAACAAAGAACAAGGCAAAACCUUGGUAUAGAGACACAAAUAAAAACACAUGAAGAAACAAAAGAAGAUUUUUUGAGAAUAAAUAUACCAUUAACUCCAUCACCAAGAAGAGUGAUAUUUUCCCCUUGUACAAGUCCUGGUUAUUUCGUUGAAACCAAUGAUUCCCCAAGUCCCUCUAGUUCUAAAAAUAGAUCCACUCUUAAAAAAACUUUUAUUCCUAAACUCAGUUUUAAAUUUAAGAACACAACUUCUGAGAUUGAAAAAGCUGCUUUCCUUGCACUUGAAGGCUCGUCCACAUUGCCGUCGAAAAAGCCUUUUCUUUCGAGGACAUUGUCUCGAAUGAAAUCGAGAGGGAGGAAAACAUCUUCAUUGCCUGUAUCGCCGGUUCCUCGUUCAAAUCCAGUGUAUGUACAUGGAGGGAAAGGUUUUCCAGCAAUGGGUAGUGAGAAAGAACUGCAAUUACCAAUUCAUCGUUCCCGGUCUGUUCCUUCCUUCACCGAAGACGAUACUCAUGUAGGUGGCAUGUUUCGUAUAUUUCGAACCAUACCACAGUUUAAUGAGAAAAUUACCACCACAGUAUCUGUGGCAUCUCCAAAGGGUGAAAAUGUUGAAACUGAGGAUGGAGGGGAAGAUAUUCCUGAAGAAGAAGCUGUUUGUAGAAUUUGCAUGGCUGAAUUGGGAGAAGGUGCUGAUAAUUUUAAAUUGGAGUGCAGCUGCAAAGGUGAGCUUUCACUGGCACACAAAGAAUGUGCAGUUAAAUGGUUUGGCAUUAAAGGUAAUAGGACAUGUGAUGUGUGCAAGCAAGAAGUUCAGAACUUACCUGUCACUCUUUUAAGACUUCACCAAGCUAACUUGCAAUUGAGCAGAGGUCACUUAGAUGAAACUUCUCAAUACAGGGUUUGGCAGGAUGCCCCCAUUCUUGUCAUUGUCAACAUGCUGGCUUACUUUUGUUUUCUUGAGCAGCUUCUUGUUUCAGAUAUGGGAUCUAGUGCUAUUGCCAUGUCCCUUCCCUUUUCUUGUAUACUUGGCCUUCUUGCAAGCAUGACAGCUACAACCAUGGUGAGGAGAAAUCAUGUUUGGAUUUAUGGAACCAUGCAGUUUUGUUUGGUGGUUCUUUGUGGACAUCUUUUCUUCAAAUUGACUAAAAUGGGAGCUGUUUUGGCAAUCCUACUAGCUACAUUUGCUGGGUUUGGAGUUGUAAUGUGUGGAACAUGUAUUCUUAUAGAGAUCUUGAAAUGGAGGAGAAGAUGGCUUGCUCAGUUGAAUCAACAGAAUGUCGGUUCCGAGGAUGCGGUUCUUCCCGAUCAAUCAUCUGCAGCCACUCAUCAAGUUCAAAUUGAUUCUCAACAUACUGAGAGUAAUGUGGGCAACUCUCCUAGGCAAAUGAGCUGACAGAAUACAUUUUUCAUAUUUUCUCGAAUGCUAGCAUCAUUAAGGUGUCUGAGUAGCAUAAAGUUCAUAUUGUAUAGGCAAAUUUGAGCACAUUAUUUUCUUGUAUGUUUAGGAACAGAAAUUUAUCAUGUGUGAUUUCUGAAAUCUCUCAUCAGAAACAAAGAUUUUUUUUGUAUACCAGAAUUGUUGGGCCACGACCAGAAUUGUUGGGCCACGAAAGGAUGGUCAAGGAUUCAUAGUUAGAAGAAUUCUGCUCUUCCCCCUGCA
Messenger RNA from Medicago truncatula (barrel medic), 2024 nucleotides. RefSeq lists its product as uncharacterized. The record is from RefSeq and is a predicted model, not a curated record. The transcript is spliced from 8 exons. Lineage: Eukaryota; Viridiplantae; Streptophyta; Magnoliopsida; Fabales; Fabaceae. The coding region runs from base 243 to 1757 and encodes 504 amino acids. Gene Ontology annotation, molecular function: zinc ion binding.